Molecule: messenger RNA, 567 nt
Organism: Australozyma saopauloensis
Lineage: Eukaryota; Fungi; Ascomycota; Pichiomycetes; Serinales; Metschnikowiaceae
Gene: FAD1
Product: FMN adenylyltransferase
Exons: 1
Coding region: 1-567 (188 amino acids)
Biological process (GO): FAD biosynthetic process
Molecular function (GO): FMN adenylyltransferase activity
Source: RefSeq, a predicted model, not a curated record
AUGCUAACGCUUCUUUUAGCGGCAAUCCAUAUUAAAUAUCGGUCUUUGGAGCAUGCGAGAAGCGAGUGUGCUAUGACAGUUUCGGACGACCACGAAAUGGAUUCGAUCUACAUAAACUCGGAGGUACCAUUUCCAGAACUCACGGAGUUCAUUACACAAUCUGCGAAACAAUACGACUUAAAUCUAUUAACUAUCCAGGAUACCCUCAAAGCCGGAUUUGAACAUUUCCUCAAGAAUAUCAAUCCCAAGAUCAAACGUAUAGUGGUGGGUAUUCGGUACUCGGACCCUUACGGCUCCGAACUACAGUACGAGCAACAGACGGACCAUAACUGGCCCAAGUUCAUACGAAUUCACCCCAUAUUGCACUGGCAUUACUGCGACGUAUGGCACUUUCUUCUCUGCUGCAAGAUUAGCUAUUGCUCAUUGUACAACCAUGGCUACACUUCGUUAGGAGGCGUGGACACCACCUCACCAAAUCCAUACUUGAAGAGCGGCUCCAGCUAUCUUCCGGCUUAUGCUCUUCAGGAUCACGCAGACGACAGGGAGCGUCUCGGCCGCAAGAAAUAG